AUGUCAAAUAAAACCAAGAUUGAUAAAUUUCUCAGUGGUGGUCCUAUUAUUCUCAACUGCUUUAUUCCUGGUGAAGGAGUGAAGGAUAUCUUCGAAAUAAAAAUAUCUACUUCUAAUAACAAUCAAGUUUCUUCUCUCGGAACUGUAAUCAGAAAUGCUCGUCUAGAUAAAUUUCAAGAUGUCGAUCCAAGCAAAAUUGUGUUGCGUAGAGUUGAGUUCGAAACUGAUAGUGUUAUAAUCAUCAAUUUAAAAAAUAAAAAUAAGGCUGAAUUUGGUGUAAAGAUGGAAUUGCAAGACAAAAUUUUUAGUCAUUUCCCUACUCAACCCAAACCCAUUUAUCCUGGUGAAAAAGGAAUCAAUGUUAUCGUGUAUCCUCCUACCGAAGCAUAG
Molecule: messenger RNA, 390 nt
Organism: Entrophospora sp. SA101
Lineage: Eukaryota; Fungi; Glomeromycota; Glomeromycetes; Entrophosporales; Entrophosporaceae
Source: the annotation of a GenBank genome assembly